Tuber aestivum (summer truffle) is the source of this 714-nucleotide messenger RNA. The record is from the annotation of a GenBank genome assembly. NCBI's taxonomy places the organism in Eukaryota, Fungi, Ascomycota, Pezizomycetes, Pezizales, Tuberaceae.
GACUUCGUCCCACCCACUCCUUCCGUACCGCACCCUGCCGCUACCAUUGUGGGUGGACUCUGCCGUCUCUUUCUCUACCUACUGCCACAGUAUAUAUACAAAAUACAGACGCUCACGCACACUCCCAUAAAUCGAAAACCCAUGGAUCCCCAGCAGCAGGAAACCCCCACAUUGGGAGCCAGUGAUAAGGCUCUUCAGGAUGCAAGUUACUCUCUCUCUCGAUCCAGUCGCAAGGCUACCCCACUCACAAACGACUAAUCGGAACCCGUAGGAACUCUCCACCCUUCGAAUCUUCCGUGCAACGCUGGAGUCUGUGAAACAAGUCGUCGACGGAAUUCAUCGUGAUACGGUGACUGCGAAGGAGAAUUGUGGUGCUGUCGUUGGUACGUUAUCCCCCCCCCUUCUUUCUCGUCGCCCCAACCCGUUUCUGCCUGAGGUACCGAGGGAGGGGGCGGAGGGGUUGAUACAUACUGUAGACUAACGAAACCCCCCCAUUGCCCCCCUUAACCCCCUCCUCCGCACCCUUCGCUCCGCUACCAUAUCCAUAUGCUAGGAGCGGAGGUGUUGAGUUGGUGGGUCGGGGUGUACUGUACUGUGGGGAGCGAUAUUGUAGACUUGACGAAGCGUUGGGAGGAGGUUAUUCUGGAAACGUCGUCUUCGGCCUCUGCGGCAGCUGAGCCAGUACCGGGGGGGGCAGCAGGUGUGUCACCAUCA